This is a messenger RNA of Mus pahari (shrew mouse), 2588 nucleotides long. RefSeq names its product multifunctional protein ADE2. Gene Ontology annotation, molecular function: phosphoribosylaminoimidazolesuccinocarboxamide synthase activity. The record is from RefSeq and is a predicted model, not a curated record. The coding region runs from base 255 to 1838 and encodes 527 amino acids. The transcript has 11 exons. Gene Ontology annotation, biological process: 'de novo' IMP biosynthetic process. NCBI's taxonomy places the organism in Eukaryota, Metazoa, Chordata, Mammalia, Rodentia, Muridae.
UGGAGAGUGGACCUGGGAAACACUGGACCGAGGAGGAGGUCAAAGCUUUGCUAAGUGUCUGGGCAGAAAGAAAUAUACGAAAACAACUUUACCGAACGCUGAGAAAUAAAGAAGUCUUUAUUUACGUUGCUAAGAGGCUGCGAUCACUAGGAGUAUACAGAGACUGGAAGCAGUGCCGGGCAAAGUAUAAAAAUCUCAAGUACGAGUACAGAACAGUUAAGCAUGCCCACAGGUCAGGAGACCGCUCGAAGACGAUGAAGUUCUUCCAUGCUUUGGACGCAAUCCUGCAGUCCGAACCGACCGCACAGUUAACAGAGGAGAAGGACGGUAACAGCAAGUGCCUGGCAACCCUGAGCCCAGUUACCGCUCCAGAGAUCGCCGAAGAAACAAUGUCUACACCUGUCAAGAAAACAUCUCCCAAGACCAUUGCAAACCGGUUUCCUCAAAGCUUAACCGACCUGGAAGGUUCUACAGGAUGUUUCUUCCAUCUGGACCCUCACCUCCACCAGAGCGCUGCCCCUUUUUCCCGCGCGGCCUGCUCCUCUAGUUCGCCUCGGAUAAUGGCGACUGCCCAAGUACUGAACAUUGGGAAGAAACUCUAUGAGGGUAAAACAAAAGAAGUCUAUGAAUUGUUAGACAACCCAGGAAGAGUCCUCCUGCAGUCCAAGGACCAGAUCACAGCAGGGAACGCCGCUAGAAAGAACCACUUGGAGGGCAAAGCCGCCAUCUCCAAUAAGAUCACCAGCUGCAUAUUUCAGUUGUUACAGGAGGCUGGUAUAAAAACGGCUUUCACCAAGAAAUGUGGGGAGACUGCUUUCAUUGCACCCCAGUGUGAAAUGAUUCCCAUUGAAUGGGUGUGCCGAAGAAUAGCAACUGGAUCUUUCCUCAAAAGGAACCCUGGUGUACAGGAGGGGUUCAAGUUCUGUCCACCCAAAGUGGAGAUGUUCUUCAAGGACGAUGCCAAUAAUGACCCACAGUGGUCUGAGGAGCAACUCAUCGCUGCAAAAUUUUGUUUUGCUGGCCUUGUUAUAGGGCAGACUGAAGUGGACAUCAUGAGUCAUGCCACACAAGCUAUUUUUGAAAUUCUGGAGAAAUCCUGGCUGCCCCAGAACUGUACACUGGUUGAUAUGAAGAUUGAAUUUGGCGUUGAUGUAACCACCAAAGAGAUUGUUCUUGCUGAUGUCAUUGAUAAUGAUUCCUGGAGACUAUGGCCAUCGGGAGAUCGGAGCCAGCAGAAGGACAAACAGUCUUACCGUGAUCUCAAAGAAGUAACUCCGGAAGGACUCCAGAUGGUAAAGAAAAACUUUGAGUGGGUUGCAGACCGAGUGGAGUUGCUUCUCAAGUCAGACAGUCAGUGCAGGGUCGUGGUGCUGAUGGGCUCCACCUCUGACCUUGGUCACUGUGAAAAAAUUAAGAAGGCUUGUGGAAAUUUUGGUAUUCCGUGUGAACUUAGAGUAACAUCCGCGCAUAAAGGACCAGAUGAAACUUUGAGGAUUAAAGCAGAAUAUGAAGGGGAUGGCGUACCUACUGUAUUUGUCGCUGUGGCGGGCAGAAGCAAUGGUCUAGGCCCAGUGCUGUCUGGCAAUACUGCAUAUCCAGUUAUCAGCUGUCCCCCGAUCACACCAGACUGGGGCGCUCAGGAUGUGUGGUCAUCUCUUCGACUGCCCAGUGGUCUCGGCUGUUCAACUGUACUUUCUCCAGAAGGAUCAGCUCAGUUUGCUGCUCAGAUAUUUGGGUUAAACAAUCAUUUGGUGUGGGCCAAACUUCGAGCGAGCAUAUUGAACACGUGGAUAUCCUUAAAGCAGGCUGAUAAGAAAAUCAGGCAAUGCAAUUUGUAAAACAGCAAUUUAAUUUUUAGGAGAAAAGUUACAUAUUCCUAGUUUGGAUUUAAAGAAAAACAUCAAGCAAAAUGACUUCACGUUAGAGAAAAUACUAAUGAACAAAUGGUCCUCACUGUUAAUGAUUUGGCACAUUGUCAGUGGAUAUUAUCAAUAUUUUCUAGCUCUACAUAGUGAUAUGUCCCUGUAACCUUAGCACUCCAGAGGCUAAGGUGGCAGGGUCUCUAAGUUCAGGGCCACCCUGAACUGUGUAUUGAGACUACUUGCCGGGAAGGAAACUUUAUGGUUAGUAAAAUUGGCAUCACACUAUUAAAUUUAUUCUCACCCUGUGUAUGGUUAUUGUUGGGUAAAUAUGUAAUUAUGGAACUGGAGCAAUGUGUCUGCUGUAGGAACCACUAUGAAGAACCAGUGUGGCUCUCUUGCANACAACCUGAGUUUGGCUCCCAGCAUCUGUGUAGACUGCCUCACAAUAAAUAACCUUUAAAUCACNGGAUCUGACCCAUGGCUUCCUUAUGCACCUGCUCUCAAAUACUAUUACCUUCCCCCACCCAACACACAAAAUUUUAAAAAGUAAACUUUUUAAAAAGAGUAUUGUUUCUAAAUGGUAAUAGCAUUUUUUUUGUUGUUGUUAAUCAGUAGAUAAUGCUUGAUCUGAAUUGAUACAUUGAAAAUUAAAAUACUUGUGUAUAACAGUAUACUUUCACUGUGUGGUCUGUAAAUUCUAAGUCAUUAUCUAAGUAAAUGCUACAU